Carya illinoinensis is the source of this 4597-nucleotide messenger RNA. Its product is annotated as protein VAC14 homolog. Gene Ontology annotation, cellular component: PAS complex; endosome membrane. Lineage: Eukaryota; Viridiplantae; Streptophyta; Magnoliopsida; Fagales; Juglandaceae. Gene Ontology annotation, biological process: phosphatidylinositol biosynthetic process; positive regulation of kinase activity. The record is from RefSeq and is a predicted model, not a curated record. Bases 371 to 2101 code for a protein of 576 amino acids. The transcript has 18 exons.
ACUUUAGCACCUUCACAUUACUGUGUCGCGGCGACUGCGAGGCCGAGAGAAGAAACUGUGACACAGAGUCACUCAUUUUACAGACCAAAAAAAGGAAAAGUCGGAAGGAAAAAUAGAAGAAGGAAUCUGCGGGAAUUUUAAUUUAUUUUUGUUUAAGAUCUGAAUUCUCAAAUUUGGGUCAAAACCCAAACUUACAAUUCCGAUUCCAUUAUCAGUUUCGUUGAUUCCGGGAUCCUUGGGAUAAGGAAAAACUUUUAAGGACCCUUGAGAGAGAAAUGUUCCGAUUCGAGCAGGAGAAGAUCCGUAAACGACUUUGAAAUUCUUGGAUUUCUUGGAGGAGGGGGGCAUAGUUCUAUCGGACGGGUUUGCUAUGGCCGACGUGUUCUCUGUGAUUCCCGCCUCCGUGCUUCGCAAUCUCUCCGACAAGCUCUACGAGAAGCGCAAGAAUGCCGCUCUUGAGGUUGAGGGAAUUGUGAAGCAGCUCGCGGCGGCUGGGGAUCACGACAAGAUUUCGGCGGUGAUCAAUUUGUUGGCCUCCGAAUUUACAUAUUCGCCACAAGCGAAUCACCGGAAGGGAGGAUUGAUAGGAUUAGCUGCUGCGACAGUUGGGUUGACCAGCGAAGCAGCUCAACAUCUCGAGCAAAUUGUGCCACCUGUGCUUGCUUCUUUUUCUGACCAAGAUAGCAGAGUUCGUUAUUAUGCUUGUGAAGCUCUAUAUAAUAUCGCAAAGGUUGUAAGAGGGGAUUUCAUCAUAUUCUUUAAUAAGAUUUUUGAUGCAUUGUGUAAGCUCUCGGCAGACUCAGAUGCCAACGUACAAAGUGCUGCUCAUCUUUUGGAUCGGCUUGUGAAGGACAUUGUUACUGAAAGUGAUCAAUUCAGCAUUGAAGAAUUUAUACCCCUGCUAAGGGAACGGAUGAAUGUUCUAAAUCCUUAUGUCCGGCAAUUUUUAGUAGGAUGGAUCACGGUAUUGGACAGUGUUCCAGAUAUCGACAUGCUGGGUUUCCUUCCUGAUUUUCUUGAUGGUUUGUUUAAUAUGUUAAGUGAUUCUAGCCAUGAAAUACGGCAACAAGCUGAUUCAGCUCUUUCAGAGUUUCUUCAAGAGAUCAAGAACUCUCCAUCUGUAGAUUAUGGCCGCAUGGCAGAAAUACUGGUACAGAGAGCAGCUUCUCAGGAUGAAUUUACUCGGUUAACAGCUAUCACAUGGAUAAAUGAGUUUGUAAAACUUGGCGGGGACCAGCUUAUUCCUUAUUAUGCUGAUAUUCUUGGAGCCAUUUUGCCCUGCAUAUCUGAUAAAGAAGAGAAAAUUAGAGUGGUUGCUCGUGAAACCAAUGAAGAGCUUCGCUCAAUCAAGGCUGAUCCAGCUGAAGGAUUCGAUGUAGGAGCAAUCCUCACUAUUGCAAGGAGGCAAUUAUCUGGUGAAUGGGAGGCUACUCGAAUCGAAGCACUGCACUGGAUUUCAACCCUCCUAAAGAGACAUCGCAUGGAGGUCUUAAGUUCCCUUGAUGACAUAUUUGACACCCUUCUGAAAGUGCUGUCAGAUCCUUCUGAUGAGGUUGUGCUCCUUGUUCUUGAGGUUCAUGCAUGCAUAGCAGAAGAUCCUCCACACUUCCGCCAACUCGUUAUUUUCCUCGUACAUAAUUUUCGAGUGGACAAUUCUCUUCUGGAGAAGCGUGGUGCUCUAAUAAUCCGUCGGCUUUGUGUACUUUUAGAUGCUGAAAGGGUCUACCGUGAGCUCUCAACCAUACUCGAAGGAGAAUCUGACCUAGAUUUUGCAUCUAUAAUGGUUCAGGCUUUGAAUUUAAUUUUACUCACUUCCUCCGAAUUGUCUGAGCUCCGGAAUCUUUUAAAAGACUCGCUGGUGAAUCCUGCUGGGAAAAACUUGUUUGUUUCUCUAUAUGCUUCAUGGUGUCAUUCACCCAUGGCAAUUAUAAGUCUUUGCUUAUUAGCACAGACAUACCAGCAUGCAAGUGCUGUGAUUCAUUCUCUGGUGGAGGAAGAUAUCAAUGUCAAAUUUUUGGUCCAGUUGGAUAAGCUGAUUCGCUUGCUGGAAACUCCAAUCUUUGCUUACCUUAGAUUACAGGUAAAAGUAAAACUUGAUUAAGAAAAACAGGCAUAGCCCAAGUACACAGGGAGUAUACAAAGAAUAUGCCUAAUUAUCACUAAGAACUAGUGAUGAGUACAAGCAAACCAUGAAAACUGUCUUCAUUACAAAUAAUGACUGAAGCCCAAGAAAAUAGUGUGUUAAAAAAGAAUCUUUUCAGCUCUUCCAAGGAAAGCUCCCGGUCUUCAAAACACCUAUUAUUUCUCUUCAUCCACAAACAGCAUAUAAUACAAUGAGGGAUCAUUUUCCACUUAGUGGCAAUGUGAACGUUACCCUUAAUACCUGUCCAGCACUUAAAAAUAUCCGUAAGUCUUCCAGGCAUAACCCAUGCCACCCCGGUACAGUUAAGGUUCUCAUCCCACAAAAACCGAGCCACCUCAAUGUCAUGAUAGAUGAUCCACAAAUUCCCCCUUUUUCUUACACAAGAAGCACCAAUCCAUAAUGAUGAGACCACAUUUCCUCGAAUUGUCAGUGGUGGGAAUUCUCCCAAGGGACUUAGUCCAGAUAAAAAAAAGCAAUCUUAGGAGGAACCUUACAAUUCCAUAUACUCUUCCAAGGAAAGCAAUGAUCAUUAGAAAAUCCAGAAAGGGCCUUAAUCUUGAGCUGCUCUUAAAAAAAUGACAUUCCAAUGGAUAGAGCCAUUGGAACACACCAGCAAGUCAGCCACCAUGGCCUCUUUGUCACUAGAAAUCCGGUAAAGAGUGGGAAAAACAUACUUAUGAACCCUUGCACCACAACAAACACCAUACCAAAAAUAAACACCAUGGCCUUUCCCAACCACAAAUCUGAAGAAGUUGGAGACCUCUUCGAUCCGGAACAAUAUUUUUCCACAACCCCACACCAUAUGCCCCUUGACUUCAUUAGAACAAUAGUCCCUUUUAAUACUCGCGUAUUUUGAAUCUACUACUCUCCACAAAGCCUCUCCUUCUAGGUGAUAUCACCACUUCUCCUUUAUUGAAGGUCCUCAAGUUACGCACCCCCAAACCACCACAAGGUACUGGAGAACAAACUUCAUCCCAACCAACAAGAUGGAACUUGUCUUCCUCCCCAAUACCUCCCCAAAGAAAAUUGAGGAAGGUUUUCUCAAUACGAGAGGCCAAACUUGCAUGUAACAGAAAUAAAGAAAGUAUGUAGGGAGGUUAGAUAAAGUGCUUUUGAUUAGAAUGAUUCUACCACCCUUUGACAAAUAAAUUCUUUUCCAUCCUGCCAAUCUUCUAUUAAUUUUUUCUAACACACCCUCCAAAAUAGAUUUCACCUUGAAAGCAGCUCCCAAAGGAAGACCAAUAUAUUUCAAGGGAAGCGAAGGAACCUUACAACCCAAAAUGUUAAGCCAAGCACUAAACAUUAUUCAUUGAACCCACAAGAACCAUUUCAAACUUCGAUAGAUUCACCGUUAGUCCCAAGACAGCUUCAUAACAAAGCAAUAGUGCCCUCAAAUUUUGAAUAUGACCAUGAUCCGGCUCACAAAAAAGUAAGGCAUCAUCAACAAAGAGAAUGUGGGAAAUAUUAACACCUCCCACUAAAAAGCUAGAAGGAAAACCUCCAUUAACAGCUGCACCCAACAUACGACUGAUAGCAUUCAUAACAAUGCCAGAAAGGAAGGGGAAGAGGGUCCUCUUGUCUUAAUUCCCUAGAACUGUUAAAAAACCCUAUUGGAGGUCCAUUCACCAAUACCGAGAAAUGGACCGUAGAAAUACAAUGCUUAAUCCAUGAAAUCCAUCUUGGCCCAAAACCACACCUCCUAACACAAGAAGUCCUAGUUAACAUGAUUGUAUGCCUUCUCCAUAUCUAAUUUGCAUAGGAUGCCAAGUGUUCACACUUGGAUUUUACUAUCCAAACAUUUUUUUUUUAUCAGUAAAUAAGUAUUUUAUUGAUAAUAGGUGAAGCCAAGUACACAAGACAUAUACAAGAGCCACACCUAGGCACGACUGUCUAAAUAUACAAGAAAAUCAUGUAUGUUUAUGCCAGUAAAGUUUUAAGCUCCUGAUCGUUCCUCUCCAUCCAUAUGCACUACCAUAGAUGGGUCGAUAUCAUCUUCCACAUAGCUGCAAUUUGAGAAUUACCUUGGAUUCCUUGCCAACUCGCCAAAAAUUCAACCAUCCUUCUUGGCAUUGCCCAAAUGAGUCCCACUCUUGCAAAGAUAUCGUUCCAUAAGCUCAUGGCUACAUCACAAUGGAAUAAUAGAUGAUCCACAGACUCCCCACUUUUCUUACACAUGUAGCACCAAUCCAAUACAAUGAAGUGCGUUUCCUUAAAUUAUCUAAGGUGAGAAUAUUCCCUAACGAUGUUGUCCAUACAAAAAAAGAAGCUUUUUAAGGGGGCAACAAUAUGCCAUCAUCAUUCAAACAACAAUCGGCAACCCCACAGAACUCACCAAGGGGAGAAGGCGAACCAGUGGGUUAAAUCCCGGACGAUGGGCUGUCGAAGAUGAUGACUCCGGUAGGGCUGAGAAUCGGCCGGUCCGGACUAGAUAAACUGACCGGACUAGCCAUUUUU